GUAGCUCCCCUCCUGCCUGUGGCUUGCGCUGGCCUAGAGAGUAUAGGGCAGAAGGAUGGCAGAUGAGUGACUCCGCAUCCAGAGCUGCCUCCCUUUAAUCUAGGAUCCUGUCCUUCCUGUCCUGUAGGAGUGCCUGUCGCCAGUGUGAGGUGAGACAAGUUUGUCACACAGGGCUGUCUGAGCAGAUAAGAUUAAGGGCUGGGUCUGUGCUCAGUUAACUCCUGUGGGCACAGGGGCUGGGAAGAGCAAAGUCAGCGGUGCCUACAGUCAGCACCAUGCUGGGCCUGCCGUGGAAGGGAGGUCUGCCCUGGGCGCUGCUGCUGCUUCUCUUAGGCUUCCAGAUCCUGCUGAUCUAUGCCUGGCAUUUCCACGAGCAAAGGGACUGUGACGAACACAAUGUCAUGGCUCGUUACCUCCCUGCCACAGUGGAGUUUGCUGUCCACACAUUCAACCAACAGAGCAAGGACUACUAUGCCUACAGACUGGUGCACAUCUAGAAUUCCUGGAAGGAGCAGGUGGAGUCCAAAACUGUAUUCUCAAUGGAGCUACUGCUGGGGAGAACUAGGUGUGGGAAAUUGGAAGACGACACUGACAACUGCCCUUUCCAAGAAAGCACAGAGCUGAACGAUACUUUCACCUGCUUCUUCACCAUCAGCACCAGGCCCUGGAUGACUCAGUUCAGCCUCCUGAACAAGACCUGCUUGGAGGGAUUCCACUGAGUGAAACCCACUCACAGGCCUGGCCAUGUGCUGCUCCCACAUUCCGUGGACAUCAGCACUUCUCUCCUGAGGACUCUUCAGUGGCUGAGCAGCUCUGUACUUGUUUGUUAUCCUAUUUUGCACGUGUUUGAGAUCUCAGACCACUGUUUUAGAAAAUCCACACAUCUUAAGCCUAAUCAUGUAGUGUAGAUCAUUAAACAUCAGCAU
This is a messenger RNA of Gorilla gorilla gorilla (western lowland gorilla), 926 nucleotides long. Its product is annotated as cystatin-9-like. NCBI's taxonomy places the organism in Eukaryota, Metazoa, Chordata, Mammalia, Primates, Hominidae. Gene Ontology annotation, biological process: antimicrobial humoral response. The transcript is spliced from 3 exons. The record is from RefSeq and is a predicted model, not a curated record. Gene Ontology annotation, molecular function: cysteine-type endopeptidase inhibitor activity.